AUGAUACAGUGUUCUUGACUGCACCAACUGUGAAAUUAGCUUGAUUUUGAUUUGAGUUAUUGAUUGCAGUGCUGCAGUUAUCGAUAUUUAUCGUGCGAGUUUCAGCCACGCGGUGAAGCAGUAAAAUGAGACUAAGCCAGACUGAUCCCAGCUCGUACUCCAAUGCCGAUGAGCUCAUCAUUCGUCAUGUAGACCUCGAUUGGACGGUUAACUUCGAAAAGUCUACGUUGUCUGGAAGUGCUUCGCUGUACUUCAAAACCUUACGAGAUGAUGUUGAGGAAAUUUUCUUGGACUCCAGCGAGCUGGACAUCGCUUCGAUGGCAAUCAAAACGUCGGCGGGUGAAGUACCAGUCAGCUGGGAUGUGGGAUCACCAGUUGAAAACAUCGGUUCCAAGUUGACGGUUUACUUACCCACGAAAACGUCCGGUGAGUUUACCUUGGUCGUCGAGUACGAAACCAACCCGAAGGCUAGCGCUCUCCAGUGGUUGACCGCCGAACAGACAUGCGGUAAGAAACAUCCAUACCUGUUCAGUCAGUGCCAGGCGAUCCACGCGCGCUCCAUCGUUCCUUGCCAGGACACACCGGCCGUGAAGUUCACUUACAACGCUACGCUUCGCCAUCCAGCCGGUGUGACUGGAUUGAUGAGCGCCGUUAAAAAGAAGUCGGAAACUGGAGUGUCAUAUUUCGAGCAAAAAACUCCCAUUCCAAGCUACCUGUUGGCCAUCGUGGUUGGAGCCCUCGUUGAAAAGUCCAUUGGUCCCAUAUCCAGCGUGUGGGCCGAACAGGAGCAGAUCGACGAAUCUGCGGAGGAAUUUUCGCAAACCGCGCAAUUCAUUGCCGAAGCCGAGAAUAUUUGCGGUCCGUACGUGUGGGGUCGUUACGAUCUACUGGUGAUGCCUCCGAGCUUCCCGUUCGGUGGCAUGGAAAAUCCCUGCUUGACCUUUGUGACUCCAACGUUGCUGGCGGGUGAUAAAUCGCUGGCCACCGUCGUGGCACAUGAAAUCGCCCACAGCUGGACCGGAAACUUGGUUACCAAUCGGAAUUUCGAGCACUUCUGGCUGAACGAAGGAUUCACGGUGUUCGUGGAGGGCAAGAUCGUUGGAAGGAUGUUUGGAAAUGCUGCUCGCGAUUUUCACGCUUUACACGGGCUUAGCGAACUGACCGAUUGUAUCAAGACUCAGUUGGCGGAUACACCGGAUCUCACAAAGCUAGUAGUGGAUCUGUCCGAUUGCAGCCCGGAUGAUGCCUUUUCAACCGUUCCGUACAUUAAGGGUUCCACAUUUCUCCGCUACCUGGAAGAUCUCCUGGGAGGCCCGGAAAAGUUUGAACCAUUCUUCCGGUCCUAUUUGAAUACCUUCAAGUUCAAAUCGGUGAUGACGGAUGACUUCAAAAAAGCUCUGUACGACUGGUUCCGUGAGGACCCUCAAAACGAAGUAUUUCUGGAACGCAUCGAUUGGGACCGUUGGCUGACCGGCACGGGAAUGCCACCAGUUAUUCCGAACUACGACCGUUCGCUACUGGAUGCCUGCCAAAAGCACUCAACACUGUGGGCGGAAAACGACUUGGAAACUAUCAAAGCAUCCCCACUGCUGUCCGAAAAAUUAACCAGUAUUCAAAUAAUAGAGUUCUUAGCCCAACUGCUGGAGAAGAAAAAGAUUCAAGACCUUACACCGGAAAAGCUGAAGCUUUUGGACGAGACCUACCACAUCCACAAAACGAAGAACGCGGAAAUUCGGUUCCGCUUCGUUCGUCUCUACAUUCGCGCCAGAAUGCUAGACAAAAUGGAGGAAAUUCUUGCCUUUGCCAACAGCAACUUCCGCAUGAAGUUUGUAAGACCGGUCUACAAGGAGUUGGCUUGUUGGCCGGAGGCGAAACCCAUGGCCGUGGAAAAUUACAAUAAGGUGAAAGACCAGAUGAUGUCCGUUUGUGCCUAUACUGUUUCUAAGGACUUGGGCCUUGAGACAUGCAAAUGAUUGAUACCUGUCAACACAAUUGAUGAUUAUUGGCAAUGUUGUUUUGAUAACGAUUAGAAUAAACUUUCGAUAACACGCGCAAA
This is a messenger RNA of Aedes albopictus (Asian tiger mosquito), 2056 nucleotides long. Its product is annotated as leukotriene A-4 hydrolase. Gene Ontology annotation, biological process: proteolysis; peptide catabolic process. Gene Ontology annotation, molecular function: metallopeptidase activity; zinc ion binding; aminopeptidase activity. Lineage: Eukaryota; Metazoa; Arthropoda; Insecta; Diptera; Culicidae. Gene Ontology annotation, cellular component: cytosol. The record is from RefSeq and is a predicted model, not a curated record. The coding region runs from base 126 to 1973 and encodes 615 amino acids. The transcript has 8 exons.